Messenger RNA from Aedes albopictus (Asian tiger mosquito), 1709 nucleotides. RefSeq names its product protoheme IX farnesyltransferase, mitochondrial (gene Cox10). The coding region runs from base 173 to 1627 and encodes 484 amino acids. Gene Ontology annotation, molecular function: protoheme IX farnesyltransferase activity. The record is from RefSeq and is a predicted model, not a curated record. Gene Ontology annotation, biological process: heme A biosynthetic process. Gene Ontology annotation, cellular component: membrane; mitochondrion. The transcript has 4 exons. NCBI's taxonomy places the organism in Eukaryota, Metazoa, Arthropoda, Insecta, Diptera, Culicidae.
CACCGUUGUCUUUUUUUUUUUUUUUUUGGUUGUUCGUUCCUCGUGAAUCAAAACACUCUUCACCCGCAUCGGUAUCCACUCGGUACGGAAGAAAAAUCAAUUUUCGGAUUGUAAUCCGCGUUUUUCGGAUCUUCCCCCGUGAAGAUGUUACCGUUCCUGCAGCACAGUAGUGAUGCAUAGAUUUACGGCUAUUAGCCGGGUGUGGUGCGAAUCGGCUCGCCGGUUAACCGCCCAUCACAGUUCACCGCAAGCCCAUCAAGGACACCUACAAAUCGUGCGAUUGUACGUCAAUAAAGCCCCAGUUGAUCAGCUGAAGGUAACCGCAUCGAAGACCCUACCUGACGAUAAGAAUGGAUUGGGGAAGCAAGCUACACAUGCUGUGCCAUUGGCGGUUCCGGUAAUCGUACCGCCCACUGCAUUGGAUCCCAAAGCUUUAGUCAAUGAAAUUUCCAAAACUAUCAGCCUGGCGGCGGACUCGAAAGGCCCGAGCAAGCCAAAAGAUGAAGUCGUCGCUUCUAUCACCUCGUUACCCGGAUUCAGUCGAUUGAUUUACCACUACCUUAUGCUGUCCAAGAUCCGGCUGACGUCUUUGGUGGUAAUGACAACGAUGGCCGGCUACGCCAUGGCACCAGCACCGUUCGAGUUGUCCACGUUUCUGCUCUGUUCGGUGGGAACGACGCUCGUUUCGGGUGCGGCCAAUUCCAUCAACCAGGUUAUAGAGACUUCGUUCGAUGCACAAAUGCCUCGCACUAGGAACCGGGUUCUGGUCAAAGGCCAUUUGAGCCGCCUUCACGCAGUUGGAUUCGCGCUGGGCGCCAGUUCGAUUGGAGUAGGAAUGCUGUAUUUCGGUGUCAAUGAGCUGACUGCAUUUUUGGGAGCUGCCAACCUGAUUCUGUACACCAGCAUCUACACCCCGAUGAAGCGAUACAGCAUCCUUAACACCUGGGUAGGUUCGCUGGUUGGCGGCAUACCCCCUCUGAUGGGAUGGGCUGCUUGCACCGGAGACCUCGGCGUCGGUGCGUGGAUCCUCGCUGGUUUGCUCUACUGUUGGCAAUUCCCCCACUUCAAUGCCCUAUCGUGGAACAUUCGUCCAGAAUAUUUGAAAGCGGGUUACAAAAUGAUGGCAAACUCGCAUCCAAAACUUUGCACACGGGUUUCGUUGCGCCAUACUGGCUACAUCACGGCACUGUCCCUGCUCGCUCCUGCCCUUGACGUGACAAACGUAUGGUUCGCUGUGGAGUCACUACCAGUGAAUGCUUACUUUGCAUACCUUGCCUGGGAUUUCCACCAGAAAGCAGACAGCAAAAGCUCACGGAAGCUGUUCCGGUAUUCCCUGAUCCAUUUGCCCAUCCUGAUGGCGCUGUUCCUGCUCAACAAGAAGCAUUGGAUAUUCUCGCAGGAGAAGAACACAGAGGAUACCUUGCCUGCCGCCGUAGCAGCGCCAGACGUCACGGAGUUAGUCGAGGAUGAUAAGAACAAGAAAGAGGAGUACUUGGUACCAAAUAUUGUGGUUGAGGUGGGCAAUCUUGGCGCGACUGGUGGCAGCAUCAAAGCGAUCGAGGAUAACCUUCUGACCAACGUUGCGAGCGUCUUGCCCAGCACAACUGCUGGCAAACAGAAGCUAUGAUGAGUGCUGAGAUACAUUAUAUUUAAAAUGUUGUAAUUUUAAACACUACGAGAAUAAACUUAAAGCGCGGAUCCUCACUAAA